Molecule: messenger RNA, 2280 nt
Organism: Prorocentrum cordatum
Lineage: Eukaryota; Dinophyceae; Prorocentrales; Prorocentraceae
Source: the annotation of a GenBank genome assembly
GCCAGGCGUGCCUGAUGGGGGCGGUAGCCUCGAGCCUCAGGCCUCCAGCGCGCGCCAUUUCCUGUCGGAUCUCUCCGUGGAUUCCAGGUCGGCGGCGCCGCCAGCGGGCCUGACCACCCCUGCCAAGGGUGCCGGGAGCGACGCCGUAUCAGUGCUGGGCGGGGGCAGUCUGUCUGGUCGCAACGCAUCCUUUCAGCGCGGCCCCUCUUCCGUCUACGGCGCCUACGGGGCAGGCGGGGGCCUCGACGACGGCCCGCCCGCCAGGAACGCCAAGGAACCCGUGGCGAAGCUGAGCGUCUGGGCCAUCCUGGAGCACAAGAAGAAGGGCACCCAGAUGCGGUGCGCCAUGGAGUUCCUGCAGAAGGAGCCUGACGCACCCGACGCUGACAUGCUGCAGGAGAAGAUAGAGUUGGCGGCCACGUGCACGCAGUUUCAUCGCGGCGGCGUCUUCGAGGUCAGCCUCACGGAUUACAACGAGAUCUGCGAGGGCUUGCUCAGCUCUGGAGGAGAGGCCCCCGCGGUUGCCAAGCAGUGCGUUCUCGACAGGCGCGUCGAGACCUGGCAGGAGGACCCAGAUAGCUACAACAAGAUUGACGAGAUCAUGGGCAUCGUGUUCCCUUGGGACAGGGCGAUGGCGAAGGACAAAUCCUCGGGGAAAGAGAAAGGUGAAAUGGGGCCCUUCGCGUGCACGUGUGACCCGACGAACCCCAGAGUGCGUGCCUUGGACAUCUCCGACCCGGAGAGAGCUCUGAAGUUCGGUGAGACCGCAGGCGCGCAGCAGGUGAUCAAUUUCCCCAAGGGCUUCCUGGCCGACUUGCUGAACAUGCCAGCCGAUGGCGUGGAAGAGACAUUGGCCAACGUGGUCACCGAGCUGCUCACGUGCUUCAGGGGGAUCCUGGUGAUGAUGUUCCAGACGGUGGACGGCGGCGGGCCCCGCGAUGACUUCGCGGACCUGGCGACGCCGCCGAAGCAGUGCGCUUUAGCCCAAUCGCUGGCCGCGACCAUCCGCUCAUCCAUACUGGAGAUCAGGACCGCAUUGGAACCAGGUGCAGCGGCCGUACCUUUGGACACGCUGAAGGCGUACAUGGAGAGCAUCUACAUGCUGAAGGGCGAGCUGCCUGAGGACGCGUUCGAUGGCAUCAUGGGUCCGCUGAAGGACUGCGCAAUGCACAACCUCGCACUCAGUCACGACAAGCUGGGCUCUGCAGAUGGGCCGUUGGACGCCUUGAUCGCGCAUGAGACGUUCUUCUUGGACGUGCGGGAUAGGAAAGCGGGGGUUGCGAACGAGACGUUGCUGAUGGAUCUGAAGGCGGCGUGCGAAGCCGCCGAGGCGGCGACCAGCUUCGAGGCACUCGUGGCCAAACAGGAUGCGUUGGGAUUAUCGUUGUCGGCCGCGAAUAGGCUGCGCGAGUACCCGGAGCUCAGCGCGCUGGGCGUGGACUCAAUCACCCUCACGAUGGUCGUCGGCAUCGUCGCGUCUCUCUGGGGCCCUGACGGCUUCGCGGAUGCCGCUUGCAGCAAGUUGAUGGUCACCGACCUGCGCAUGCUGAAGCCGUGGGCUCCAGCGAGCACCCAUUCCAUGAAGGGCGUCUCCGUCAGCUCGUUCCUCGAGGUGUUCGGCGAGGCGCUCGGCCUGGCCGAGCGUCGCCGUGCGACCGACAUGAAGCACGGGAGCUCGGUCGAGGACCUCGUGAAUAAGAUCCCGCUGGAGGAUGCGAAGGAGAUGCUCGCGCUCGUCGGCCCCUUCAACACGAAGCUCGACGCAUUGGACAUGCAAUUGACACAGAAAGGCGCCGCCAUCAACGCUGCUGGCAUCCACGUGUGUUUGAAGAGCACGCAUACGUUCACCAGUGGCAUCGUCGACCAGAAGCUGAACCACAACAAGAUCAAUAUCGAGGACUACUCUGGCGACGCUGAGGUUUUGACGACUUGGGCAGGCGGCUGCAACGGUAAGAUCUGGUCGGAGGAGCUCAAGCCAGAUGACAAGAUCGCGCUUGCUGCUACGAAAGUGGGCCGUUCGCAGACCGUGUUCCCACCAGAUCAGUUCGUGGUCGAUGCGUUCAACGUUGUGCAGGGGGCGCUUACGACGAUCUUUGAGGGUAAGGUCAUCGGUUCCGUCGAUGCGUUGAAAGGCAACCUGGUGCAGAUGAAAACAGCGAUCGGCGGCUACAAGAAGAAGGCUUCGACUUACGAUCUGCGGGAUGACAAGCCGUUCCAGAUAUGGGCGGAGGCGGUUCCAGCGGUUUUGGAGAUAGAGAAAAAGGCCAUGGCGAUGAUAAG